Molecule: messenger RNA, 1665 nt
Organism: [Torrubiella] hemipterigena
Lineage: Eukaryota; Fungi; Ascomycota; Sordariomycetes; Hypocreales; Clavicipitaceae
Source: the annotation of a GenBank genome assembly
AUGAACGCACCUCCACCACCGCCGCCUCCUCAUGGCGAGAUGCCCAGGUCGUCGUCAGGGUUGCCACCUGGCAAGUAUGAUAUCUUUGUCAUUCCAGAGCACUCUGCUGGCUCUGGCUUCCUCUAUCUGCCAUCUCUCAAGCCCAAUAUCAACAGUUUCGUUGCUGGGUUUGCGUCAGCGCUCAUAUUGGUGGUCUUGUUUCAAAGCAUCACACCGGCAUUUCGAGUAUGGUGGGACAGCUUUCACGGCCUAGGAAAUAUGGCUAUGCUGAUGCUCCUGGUGGGCGUUGGCUUUGGUGCCUGGGCGCUGGGACGAACACAGAACGAUGCUGGCAACAACAACUCUGGGUCUAAGAAACGCGAACCCCCUAAUACAAAUGGAAAUGCUGGGACACAACCAGGAGGACAAGGUGGCUUUGAAAAUGGCCACUCUAGAGGCACAUCAAAUAGCUCUGCUCCUCCGCCACACUCACCACCUCCACCUCCACCUCCACCUCCAAAUGGCGGCGGUCCUGGUCCUGGUCCAUCUACGUGGGAUAGCGGCUCGCCGCCGAACUAUCAAUAUCAGAGCCAAACACCUCCUCCACCAAAGCCAAAACCGUCACCACAGCCCAAGUCCCCAAGACCGGAUGCUAAGGGCUCUUGGGAAAAGGCUCGAGAUGAGAUGAGAAAGAAGGAAGAAGAACGCAAAGCAAAAGCUGCAGAGCAAAAGAGGCGAGAAGAAAUAAGCAAACGACUUGCUGAACUACGGGCUAAGGAAGCCAAGGAACGCCUACAACGCGAAAAGGAUAAGGAAAAGAAAGAAAAGGAGAUUAAAGAGGCUGCGGAAAAGAAAGCUGCGGCUGCCGCAGCAGCAGCUACGGCAAAGGCAGCAGCAUCUACGCCUUCUACACCUGCUGCUCCCCCUCCUCGUGCACAGAGCAGCUAUGCAUACUCUGGAGUUGGAGAAAAGAUGAACAUGUGGCCAAACGGAAAACCACCUACGCCACCAACACAUACAAAUACUACACCAAAGAGUCCCGCAAGCCCGACGAAACGGCCGCCGGCGCCGACGGCGAGAACGUAUCUCAGCACGGACGAAGAUUCGUACUCUUAUAGACCGUAUGAUAAACCCAAACAGCCCCAGCGGAAAAAGUCUAACGGCUCGCUCGCGUCGGAUGUCUCUUGGGCGAACUCACACACAACGGCACGAACGUCACCCCCGCCAUCUGUCAGGGGACCCUAUACAACCAAAGAUCCCGACAAGAUUGUUAUUCAAGCUGUAUAUAUGUUUAUGAAUCAAUUUGCGAAAACGCCAGCCAGCCAGCUGAUUUCUGGCGUGGGAUCUGUCACCGAUGGUCUCAUCCUCCGCAUAACAACGGAAGGGUUGUUCAUCGACGACGAUGUACGCGGCGUUCCACAACGAGAAUGGGAUGUCAAGGGCUGGACUUUAAAGCUAGUCGAGACGGGCGAGUGGAAGACGAAGGGCCUGCAUCUGCUGCGCGCCACUGUCAAAGACCAAGACGGUAAGCGAUAUCUGUUUGUCAUUGACGAGACAGAGUACUGGAAGGUCGGCGCCAGCAUUCAGCGCCUGCGCCGCGGCACCCAGGCCCGUCAGCUGGGGGUGGCGGCCAUGACGGCUGCAGAGGCACGUACAACGCUAGAUACAUUGGGAUGGACGGAUUAA